AUGCUCACAAUGACAUUUUCUAAGGGCAAUCCCACCAAUAAAGAGACCUCUACUAGCUGCUUUGGUUCUCUUCUUCACCCUGAUUGGUGUGAUCACAAACGUUAUGUUACUCAUCGUGAUUAUAUGUCAAUGGAAAAUUUCCUUUCGAUCUCAGCACUUUACGUUCUUCGUGCUGAAUAUGAUUACCUCGGGUCUAGUCUAUUCCGUAACAAACCUAUGGGUGUCCGUUCCAUCUCGGACACAGUCAUGAUUACGCUGGCAACUCCUAAUACUUUGGGACAUUGGGGAUACCUCUUAUCAUCGCUGGCUUUCACAGUGUAUCGUUUUGGUCUAUUUAUGUCUAAAAGUAUUGCAGAAAGGACCACUUGCAUCAAGGUGCUACUGAUUUCAUCAUUGAUAUUGCCGCUCUUAAUCACGUUUGGUUCAACUGCUCUUGGAUGUUACAAAAGGUAUAAUCGCUUUUCUCUGGCGUAUACCUUCAGCUGCUCAAAUUGCGACAAUCUAUUCCUGGGAAUUUCUUACAUCGAUUUCAAUUUAUACGCCGGACAAUCGAUACCACUCAUCAUGAUAACUGCUUAUGCUAUAAUACUCAUCAGUGUUUAUCGAAACCGUAAGAACCACGGUGGCUUUAGUCGACGGCAAUCACUUGCUGAUGCCAGACUCGCAUUUCAAUUCAUAAUUAUCUGCUCUUCUCAGUAUCUCUCUACAUUCUUAUUCUUUAUAAUUCCAAAGGUGGGCCACGGUAGCGAUUGGAGCAUACUCGUAAUGAACAGCAUAGGUAAGUAAAU
This is a messenger RNA of Strongylus vulgaris, 788 nucleotides long. The record is from the annotation of a GenBank genome assembly. Lineage: Eukaryota; Metazoa; Nematoda; Chromadorea; Rhabditida; Strongylidae.